AUGCCUCGGCCCAGUUCCAGCAAGCGGCCCCGUGGCACUGGAGACUGCAGCCGUGAACAGACCUUGUUGGAGCGCCUGAAGAUAACAUUUUCAACCAGUGUAAUCUUGGUCUCCCCGCAAAAUGAGAUUUUAUUGCUCCAUCGAGUCAAAACAUCGUCUUCUUUUGCAUCGGCCCACGUCUUUCCUGGAGGAAAUUUGUCUAGCCAAGACGGCCCAUGUCCGCCACCGGAAGACCUCUCCAGACAUGAAGACGGCCCUCACUACCGCCGGGCUGCCCUUCGAGAGCUGUUCGAAGAAAGUGGGAUUCUGCUUGCGAAAGAUCAGAAGUCCGGAAAGAUGAUCUUUGUCAAUCAGGCAACGCGUGAGCAAGGCCGGAAGCUUAUUCACCAGGGUAAACUCACUUUCGAUGAGUGGUUAGCGCAACAAAGCCCCAAUGCUGUGCCCGAUACAGACCAAUUGACUCCUUUCACCCGCUGGAUCACUCCAAGCGCAAAUGCCAAGCGCUACACAACUCAAAUGUAUCUUUACUUCAUGCCAUUGCCAGUGAACGUGGACAAGCAAGUACUUGAAGAUCUACCAAGAGAAGGCGAACGGGAGGAAAUUCAGGUUCCUUCGAGCGACGGUGGAAUCGAAGUCACUGAGGCACAGUUCCUCCCAGCUGCAGAAUGGCUGCGCCGUGCACAAAAUGGGGAGAUUAUUCUGUUCCCACCGCAAUUCCUCCUUUUGCAUUUGGUGUCGGGCUUCCUUGAUGAGCACCCACGGACAGGCCUCUCCACAGAGGAGAUGGAGAAUCGGCGAACUAAACUCGUCGAGUUCGUACACUCGGGAUCACCUGCUUGGACAGACAAAUGCAUUUCUCCCAAGAUGACCAAGGUCGCCGCAGACGGACGCACUGUUCUCGCUUUGCAUGAUCCUGGAUUUGAACUGAAGGGAUCAAAUAGGCAGGGUGAGUCGGACUAUGUUGUCCUCGUGCGGUUUGUUAAGGGAUCCGCGAGGGAGGUAGCGGUCGCCUUGAAAAAGGAUGUUCUCCAAGGGGAGCGCAGCAACCUUUAA
Penicillium oxalicum is the source of this 1053-nucleotide messenger RNA. Its product is annotated as NUDIX hydrolase. NCBI's taxonomy places the organism in Eukaryota, Fungi, Ascomycota, Eurotiomycetes, Eurotiales, Aspergillaceae. The coding region runs from base 1 to 1053 and encodes 350 amino acids. The transcript has 3 exons. The record is from RefSeq and is a predicted model, not a curated record. Gene Ontology annotation, molecular function: hydrolase activity, acting on acid anhydrides, in phosphorus-containing anhydrides. Gene Ontology annotation, cellular component: mitochondrion.